This is a messenger RNA of Tigriopus californicus, 1400 nucleotides long. Its product is annotated as alpha-(1,3)-fucosyltransferase C-like. The transcript has a single exon. Gene Ontology annotation, molecular function: alpha-(1->3)-fucosyltransferase activity. The record is from RefSeq and is a predicted model, not a curated record. Gene Ontology annotation, cellular component: membrane. Bases 132 to 1346 code for a protein of 404 amino acids. NCBI's taxonomy places the organism in Eukaryota, Metazoa, Arthropoda, Copepoda, Harpacticoida, Harpacticidae.
AUGAAACAAUAAUUCGAUGUAUACACCUGUGAUUCAUUUUCCAUGCGUAUUCAAGUCUAAUCUUCAAUCCAUCACUGGAAAGAGAAUUUUCUGACAUUCAUAACUGGAGGCCCCUCCGAGAAUAAUGUACCAUGAGUGUACGAGAUUUCAUCUGUGGAGCACUUACCUCUGGUGCCUUGUUCCUCUUGGCUUCAGUCGUCGCUUUCACUUUAUUCUGGCCAUCCAGCUCUCCUCGAUGCCAAGUCUCCUCGGACUGCAAUCAAGCCCGGCGAGAUGAAAUGGAGCAAGCAAAGAUCGAGCCCACUCCGGCUGUAAUCUUACUUUGGACCGAGUUAAACGGCAGCUUCGAUAACUGGGUCGAUUACUUUGGCAAUGACUUGGACAACAUCAACCACUGCGGAUUUGAGUCCGAUCAAAUUCCACCUCGGAUCUCUCGGAAUCCCGAAGAUCAACCUAACGCCCAGGUGGUGAUCUUCAAUCUGAAUGAUCUUCGGCUCGAUGAUUACGAGGAUCAAGACACGUGGAAAGUGGACAACUUGCCCUUGCUCCAAAAGAACCCUUCGCAAAUUUGGGCGCUACUCUGGCACGAACCGCCUUCUCGGAUCAAAGUACCCCGUCACAAACUGGCCUGGUUAGACGAACUGUUCAACUGGACCAUAUCGUACCGCCGUGAUAGCGACAUUUUCUUUCCCUUUGGUUACUUUGUGGAUAUUCCUUACACCAAAGUGCUCAAAACACCCUGGCGAGAGCUUUGGGUACGGAAAGGGGUGGUCUGGCAGUCGGAUGAGUGUCAAACUAACAGUAAAGCCAAGAAAUUCAUCGACAACCUCGCUCAAUACAACCAUCGGAACUUCAAUGUCAAAAUGCUCGGGGCUUGCUCAAAGAACGGAGACAAAUUGGAAGAACCCGCCAAGUUCUGGGCUGCCUUGGAAACAGACAUCUGUGACGAUUACGUCACAGAGGGCUUCUUCAAAGCUCUGUAUAAUGACUACGUGCCCGUUGUUUUUGGCGGGGCCGACAUCGGCUACGAUGAGGUGGCCCUACCCGGCACUUACAUUGAUGCCUUGUCCUUUUCUAGUCCUGAGACCUUGGCCGAUUACCUCAAAAUGAUUAGUAAGGAUUCGCGGGAAUUCGGCCAGUAUGUGGCGUGGCAGCACAAUUUCCAGGUUAUAUCUGGACGCUUUUGGGUCUGCCCGUUCAGCCAAGCUGUGAUCGAGGCGGCAGAGGAGAAAAAACCGCCCAAACCAGUACUUAAAAACUUUACCCAGUUCUGGGACCAAAAAAGAUGCUACGGAGAUUAUGAGGAUGCGCUUUUGUACUCCAUGAGAGCCUCAGUGGAUCAGUAAACUUCAGUUAUUGCUGUACUAGGUCAAAUUAAAAAAAACCUCUUUUUCUAUUCA